GCCACCCCACUUUGGGAUUGUGUUCCCAGUCCUUUGAGAUUGAUAGUAUUGUGUCGGAGAUUGCCAGCCUGGACAGAGCAGAUGACAAAGUCGUUUACAGACUGGUGGACCAGGAUGAUGUGGGCAUCGACAUGGUAUUUCAUGCCUUGCAUGAUACGAGCAAGGCAAAACUAGGGCUUCACGAGGGCUUCGGAAUAGUGACCAACAAUGCAGAAACAUCUAGGAUGAACGUGAGCUUUUUGUCCUCCGAAACACAAAGGCCGAUCACUCUACCUUACUUUGCAAUGUCCUUUUUCGACCUGCUGGGCUCCGAAAAAGACCAGCAUGGUUUCAAGCAUGUUCGCAUUCUUGGGAAGUGGAGUGAUGCGAUCGUAUCCAAAGACUCCUCCAUCAUCGUUGAGAAACAGAAUUAUUCGGUGUCCUUGAAGGCAAGCCAGACUGAUCUCCAGCAGCAUAGCCCAUCGAAGCCCUCGGCUCUCACUGCAGACCAGAUGAAUCAUGCGGGCACAGUGCGAUUUGUGAAUAUUGAUUCUUUUGAACUUCAAUUUGAAGUCGGAGCCAAUGAGUUUCACAACUUUUUAUUUUCCUGCACCGCAGCUGUGAUUUGUGCAGACGUCAAAGCUGAAGUAUUUGUUGCUGCUCCUCAAUUCAUCACCAAUCCACACAUGUUUGAGUUGCCCAACAUGAGCCUGGAACACAAGCAAGUUGUCAGAGCAGCUGAUCCAGGAGUUGCUUCAGCUCAUAAAGCUGUGUUUCAGCAAUGGUAUGUGAAAGCUGGAGAUUACGUAGGCACUGGAGACAAGAUCUACAGGGUUGCUGCAAGGAAUGGCUCUGUGGAGGCAACAGCAGAAAUGCCUGGAAGGGUAUACUACGUGCAAGCAGUUCUGCCUGGCGAUGUUAUAGAACCAGGUGUUGCAAUGCUGAUAUUGGACACUGAUACAAUCAGCUGGACUCAGGUGAGUAUCAUUGCCCUUGUGGUGAUCGCCGCAAUUGCGGCAGUGAUCACAUGGUGGUACUGUUGCUGUAGAUCCAAGCAGGAAACUCCCGAUGUUGAUGAGCCACGUGUUCGUGCGGUGAUUUUGGACUUUGAAACAGACACUGGUUGGAAUCAGAGAGCAAUUUGGAAGUAUCAGCCGUUGGGGUUGGGAUUCUAUGAGAAUCAAGUACCUUUAUCGGUGGCCUACAUUGGUCACGAUGCCAGUCACAUGGGCGUGUUGAGAGACGACGUUCUUGUCGGCAUUGGAGACGACAAGGACAUUGUUGGAAUGGCCAGUAUCAAAAAUAAGAGCUUCGAGAAUGUUUGGAUGGAGUUGAAGGAGCGUGUUGACCAGCUUCCGUUGGCACCACGCUUGCUCUUGAAGUUUGAGAGUGACAAAGGAACCCGCAUUGUCCAUUGGCAUACAAAGCCUUUGGGACUCAAUUUGUCUGAGACUUUGCCUGUCAAAGUGACGAAAGUGGAUGAAGCGGCCAUGCACCUGGGGCUGGAAGUGGGCAAUGUUCUCAAAAGCUAUGGAAUGGACUGGAGCUUAGAUCCCCAUUUGCUCAAAAGCGUUGAUGGGAUGACCGCCAAGGAGAUCAGGGAGGUGAUUGAAGAUCGGAUAGCGCAGUUCCCCGAUGGACAUUGCUGCCCGGCAGAGAUUUCUGGGGAGGACAUUUGCCCAGAAUGA
Messenger RNA from Durusdinium trenchii, 1667 nucleotides. The record is from the annotation of a GenBank genome assembly. NCBI's taxonomy places the organism in Eukaryota, Dinophyceae, Suessiales, Symbiodiniaceae.